This is a messenger RNA of Striga asiatica, 543 nucleotides long. NCBI's taxonomy places the organism in Eukaryota, Viridiplantae, Streptophyta, Magnoliopsida, Lamiales, Orobanchaceae. The record is from the annotation of a GenBank genome assembly.
AUGGCUCCGAGCAUACAGCCUGUAAUUCUCGGCGAAGCUCUUGUGCUGCACAACAAACCCACGGCCCGUGGCCCGAUACUUGGCCCCACCAUGCAAAAUGGUCCUCCCGAAAUAAUGCGCGCGCGUGCCCAUCGAGAAAGUGUAGAAAAACGAGGCAAGCUGCAGCUGCAUUGUGAUGAAGUCCCAUACAGCAGGGAGAAAGCCUCUCUCGAGCGAAUUCUCGACAAUCAUCGGGAGGGCAGUGAAGAUGCCGAUUUGGAUCACAAACUGCUGGUUCACAACCGCGCCAAGGGCCGCAUUGUUAUUGGCAUUUCUCGCGUGGCGCUCGACACCACUGAGGGAAAGGUACAAGCGGCCCCACAGGAAAGCGUACACCAUAACCACAACCACCAUUGUGUUGAAAUAAUAACCGACCGUCGUGUAAAAAACGGACAGCAUCCGGAAGAAAUCGAGCCUGUGGCCGAGACGGUAAACGUCUCGACUCAAGACCUGUUCUCCAUUGCCACUUGCGACUUUAGCCUCGAACAUCGAGAUCUGAUUUAA